Molecule: messenger RNA, 954 nt
Organism: Penicillium manginii
Lineage: Eukaryota; Fungi; Ascomycota; Eurotiomycetes; Eurotiales; Aspergillaceae
Exons: 6
Coding region: 1-954 (317 amino acids)
Biological process (GO): lipid metabolic process
Molecular function (GO): phosphoric diester hydrolase activity
Source: RefSeq, a predicted model, not a curated record
AUGUUUCUUUCCGCCUUUGCAACGCUUGCCGCCGGGGCAUUUGCCGUGGCUCCCGGCACUUCCAGCCUGCAGAACAUCUUGAAGAAUACCCACUCGAGCUAUGACUACGGAUACCCAACGGAUAUCACGAGGGAUCUUCUACCAAUCCCCGUGCAUUCCCACAAGUACGCGACCCUUGGACUUGCUGACUACUGGAGAGAAAGACCUUUCUAUACCGGCUUGUCAAAAGGUUGUACAUCUACCGAGGCGGAUGUUUGGCUAUAUAACGACACUCUCUAUGUGGGCCACGACGAGUCGUCGCUCACGUACGAACGCACAUUGGAAAACCUCUAUAUCAACCCCAUCCUGGAUGUCCUGGAGCGACAAAACCCCGACAGUCCUUUCCUGACAGGCCCAACAAAGAAUGGCGUCUGGGACACUGAUACCGCUCAAACACUCUACUUCUUCAUCGACGUGAAAACUUCCGGCCAUGAGACCUUUGAAGCUGUCAUCAAAGCCCUGGAGCCUCUGCGCCAGAAAGGCUAUCUGACCACAUUGAAGGACGGCGAAACGGUAGAGAGCGGACCGGUGACUAUUAUUGGGACAGGCGCAACUCCCCUCGACAUGGUGCUGCCCGUCAAGGAUCGGGAUUAUUUCUUCGACGCCCCUCUCGAUGCCCUGGCAGAUUCCGAAUAUGCCAAGGUCGAUUAUAGAGUUUCGCCCAUUGCCUCGACUGAUUUUGUCAAGGCUGUCGGUCAGGUGAACAUUGAUACUGAGCCCAUCCUUCGAGACGAGCAGCUCAAGGCGCUGCGCUCUCAGAUUUCGCUAGCGAAGGAGCGUGGGAUUGGUGCGAGAUACUGGAAUACCCCUAACUGGCCGGUUCGUCAGCGUAACCUCGUUUGGAGGACUCUUUUGCAGGAAGGAGUUGGGCUGCUUAAUGCCGAUGAUCUGGAUGCGGUGUCUUCUUUCUUCUGA